CAGAAAAUCAAAGAAACAAGAUGAGCCUAGGGAACCCAAAGGGAAUUACCAAAAGUUGAAGAAUCUGAAUUCUGAAUUGACACCUCAACUUCCUUUACUUUGCUUCCCUUUCCAUCUAAGCCCCCUUAUUUUACACUCCUCUUUUCCAACAACAAAAGAGCAAAACAAGGCAAAAACACUUGAUGGGGUCCUUUCUUUUGCUUUCCUAGUUUGAGAAAAAUGGAAGCGUUCUUGAUUCUGUGUACAAGUAGUUAGGCUAUAUUGCAUAGGUUUUUGUGAGAAUGGGAUCUGUUGGCAAUACAAAUCCAUGGGCACCUUAUGAUAGUUAUAAAGAUUGUUCACAAGGGAUUUGUAGUGUGUAUUGUCCACAAUGGUGUUACUUUCUUUUACCUCCUCCUCCUCCUGAUGAUGAUGAUUCAUCAGAUGAUUCUGCCACAGCUUUCUCCCCUCUUAUCAUAGCGAUCAUCGGUAUAUUAGCAAGUGCUUUCCUUCUUGUUAGCUACUAUACCAUCAUCAAUAAAUAUUGCAGGAGGAGGAGAAGCAGAAAUGCAGCCACAGAGAUGGAAGCCAAUCGAAAUGAGACGCCUCAAGAUCAGUGGCAACUUGCUACUGCUGGAUUGGAUGAGUCUACUAUUAAGGCUAUUACAGUGUACAAGUUCAAGAAAGGUGAAGGAUUGGUUGAGGACACUGAAUGUGCUGUUUGUUUGAGUGAGUUUCAAGAAGAUGAGAACCUUAGGCUUUUGCCUAAAUGCAGCCAUGCUUUUCACCUACCUUGUAUUGAUACUUGGUUGAAAUCUCAUUCUAAUUGCCCUCUUUGUAGGGCUAAUGUAGUAUCUCAUCCUAGUAGUACUCCAUCAUUGCCUCCUCCUAUUCCUUCACCAAUGAGCAUAAAUGCUCUUCAAUUUCAAAGACAAAAUGACUUGAUCUUGGUGGUGGAUCAUGAUCACGAACAAGUCCAUCGCGAUGAAGUUGUUGUUAGCCUUGUUUGUGAGAAUUCUGAAUUCAGUGGCAAUAACAGAAUUGGAAAUGAGCAAGUGGGGGCUAAUGAAUUCAGAAGAUCAAUAUCUUUAGGUGAAUUUUCAAGGCAACAACUUGUAGUAGCUGAUAUGCAAUCAGUUUCCAUGAAUAGAUCUGUUUCCACAGGAAGAUUCAUGUUCGCAGGACAGAAUAAAGGCAAGGAUUCUAUUAUUCUUUCUUGAAAGUUGAAACAUAUUUUAUAGUCUUGGUUGAAACUCUGUAAAUUCUUGAAGUAUACCAACACAUCACAGGAAAUUAAUGAAUUCUGAUUUUUCUUCA
Messenger RNA from Lycium barbarum (goji berry), 1296 nucleotides. RefSeq names its product RING-H2 finger protein ATL51-like. The record is from RefSeq and is a predicted model, not a curated record. Gene Ontology annotation, biological process: protein ubiquitination. The coding region runs from base 282 to 1199 and encodes 305 amino acids. The transcript has a single exon. NCBI's taxonomy places the organism in Eukaryota, Viridiplantae, Streptophyta, Magnoliopsida, Solanales, Solanaceae. Gene Ontology annotation, molecular function: transferase activity.